Messenger RNA from Trematosphaeria pertusa, 537 nucleotides. Its product is annotated as ankyrin. The record is from RefSeq and is a predicted model, not a curated record. NCBI's taxonomy places the organism in Eukaryota, Fungi, Ascomycota, Dothideomycetes, Pleosporales, Trematosphaeriaceae. The transcript has a single exon. The coding region runs from base 1 to 537 and encodes 178 amino acids. Gene Ontology annotation, molecular function: protein binding.
AUGGGUGCGAAUGUGCGCGCUCGGGAGGAGACGCUGUGGACGCCUCUGCAUUUAGCGGCGCAGACAGGAGGCGACGCAGGAGCCGAGAUAGCGAGGUCUCUACUUGCCAAUGGCGCCGAUGUCGACGCCCGAACCAACCGAAAGACUACAUCCUUGCAUCUUGCCGCUCAAUCCGGAGAUAAUCCGUUCAUUGAGAUUCUCCUGGCGGCAAAUGCAGAUAUAGAGGCAUCAACAUCUUCAGAGCUCACGCCCAUCUGCUCAGCCGCAGUUAACGGACAUAUCGACACGAUUGACCUCCUAUGGGAACAUGGAGCCAUAGUUGAUAUCCGAGACGAAGACGGUUGGAAUCUACUUCAUUUGGCAUGCCACAUGACGGAUAAUGUGGAGCUCAUUGAGAAAUUGAUCAGUAUCGGAGUGAGUAUGGAUGGUCUCACCAAUAGGCGCCAGACGCCAUUGUGUGUGGCGAUACAGGCUGAGCAUUUUGAAGUCUUCGAAGCGUUGUUAAAGCAUGGGGCGAAAACUGAUCUAGAAGACUAA